CCAUCUUCUCGAAGAUAUAGAUCAAAGGAAAUAGAAGAUUUUGUCGAAGGAAUCCAAGAUGUCAUGCCCUAGACCAUGUUUCGCAACAGCUUUUGAGGUAUUAUUGAGCAGUGAUGACAAAAAGGAACGAAACUCAGACUUUAAUGCAUCUACCAAGUUGAAGCACUCUCUCAACCAAAAGAGCGGAAGAAGAAAAAGUGAUGCUAUCUCCAUUGAGGAUGUCAGGGAUGUGGAGGAGCUCCAGGCCGUUGAUGCCUUCCGACAUGCAUUGUUAACCGACGAGCUGCUUCCAAGUAGACACGAUGACUAUCGCAUGAUGUUGAGGUUCUUGAAAGCCAGGAAUUUUGACAUUGAGAAAGCAAAACUCAUGUGGGCUGAUAUGAUACAAUGGAGGAAAGAGUUUGGCACUGAAACCAUUCUUCAGGAUUUUGAUUUCGAAGAGAUUAAUGAAGUUCUGGAGUAUUACCCGCACGGUUAUCACGGUGUUGAUAAAGAAGGCAGGCCUAUUUACAUUGAAAGACUGGGGAAAGUUGAUCCUAACAGACUCAUGCAAGUUACAAGCAUGGAUCGAUAUGUAAGAUAUCAUGUAAAGGAGUUUGAGAGGGGCUUUAUGAUCAAGUUUCCUUCCUGCACAAUUGCUGCUAAGAAGCAUAUUGACUCCAACACAACUAUUUUAGAUGUUCAGGGACUGGGAUUGAAAAACUUUACCAAGUCUGCUCGGGAGCUUAUCACACGAUUACAAAAGAUCGGUGGGGAUUAUUAUCCUGAGACUCUACACCAAAUGUUUAUUGUGAAUGCAGGGCCUGCAUUCAGACUGCUUUGGAGUACUGUGAAGAACUUUAUAGACCCAAAAACAACAUCCAAAAUUCAUGUCCUUGGAUACAACUAUAUGACCAAAUUGCUUGAAGUGAUUGAUGUCAAUGAGUUGCCUGAGUUCUUGGGAGGUGCAUGUACUUGCGCGGAUCAAGGUGGUUGCAUGCUUUCUGACAAGGGACCAUGGAAAAACCCGGAGAUUGUGAAGAUGGUGCUUCAUGGGGGAGCAUAUCGGACGAAGCAAGUGGUGAAAGUUUUGAACAGCGUGGGGAAAGUCAUUGAUUAUCCAUGGAUAAAUGGAAGUGACACUUCCACUGCAGAGUCUGGAUCUGAUGCAGAAGAUAUUGGGUGAAACGAGCUUGGCCGGUAGUUUUCCGGGCUAUAAUGAGUAUGCACCCAGUGGCGGAGCUAUGUAGUGGGGGAGGAGGGGGGUCAGCGUCACCCCUAUCACUUCUAUAUAAAAAAAAGAAAAGAUAUUUCAAUUAUGUUUGUUAGGUAGUUGUUCGAAUCUUUAGUUUGAUCCCCAUGUUUUAAGAUCAAAUCUCUCCCUUGACCCAACUUAAUACUCUCUUUUUU
Brassica oleracea var. oleracea is the source of this 1389-nucleotide messenger RNA. RefSeq names its product phosphatidylinositol/phosphatidylcholine transfer protein SFH8-like. The record is from RefSeq and is a predicted model, not a curated record. Lineage: Eukaryota; Viridiplantae; Streptophyta; Magnoliopsida; Brassicales; Brassicaceae. The transcript is spliced from 9 exons. The coding region runs from base 59 to 1165 and encodes 368 amino acids.